AUGUCGGUCAUACUACUGUCCAGACUUCUCGCACUGAUAGUUAGAUCUUCUCUGUCGUUUCAAGUACAAGCUUUGCCGCACUUCCUUCCCGGAGCUCCUUUGGGCCACAUCAAAGGUUUAGGUGAAACUUCAGGUUUAUGCGCCAGUAGGGUUAACCCAAAUAUCCUAUACGCUCAUAAUGACAAGGGUGAUGGUCCUUCAUUGUACGCCCUCAAUUCCCUUACUGGGGAGCUGAAGAAAACUAUUCACGUACAUGGAGCCCAUAACUAUGACUGGGAAGACAUUGCUUGUGGUCCUUGUAGUGAAAAUGGAGGGCCAUGCAUCUACAUCGGAGAUAUAGGUAAUCACGAUGGAGACGGAGCUCACAACAUGAUUUAUAAAAUUCGGGAACCAACCAUCACGGAUACUAACGGUGAUAUCACUGUUGAUAUCGAGGCAAAGCUUCCUUUCGUAUGGUAUCCACACCAAGUAGAUGCAGAAACCCUUAUGGUGGAUCCCAAAAGUAACAUUUACGUCAUAUCUAAGGUAUCUGACGGUCAAGGCAAAGUCGGAACCAUUGCCAGUUCUGUUUGGAACUCCUCACAAGUACCAAUUAUUCUUAGUAACCUCAUUACCCUUCCGCUGUCUACAGGAAGUGAUGAUCCUACGGGCGGGGACAUCUCCCCCGACGGUCAUGAAAUCUUGUUGCAGACUCACCAUCAGAUAUUCCACUGGCAAGUAACUAAUGGACUUACCAUCUUUGACACAUUUCGUGAGAACCCUGUAGGUGUACCGUUCCAUUAUGUUUCCCACGCCGGUGCUGUAGCUUGGGACGCCAUCGGGAGGGGUUACUAUACUGCUUCCGAAGGACAUCAUAGGACUUUGUAUUAUUACGCAAAGCAAGGAUGA
Molecule: messenger RNA, 888 nt
Organism: Ylistrum balloti
Lineage: Eukaryota; Metazoa; Mollusca; Bivalvia; Pectinida; Pectinidae
Exons: 6
Coding region: 1-888 (295 amino acids)
Source: RefSeq, a predicted model, not a curated record